CUUCCUUCCCCUCCCCCCCAAUCCAAGCAGCCGGGGGGAGGGAGCGAUCCCCAGUCUCCCCUAGCCCCCGGCAAGCAGGUGACAGUUGGUGGGACGGAGAGCGGUGUAGAUGGACUACCCCAGAGGACUGUGGGAGGCACGGAGGCGGCACCCCAAUCCUGCAACCCAAGAGGAGGACCAGGAGCCCCACAUGCUACAAGAUCUCACACGCCCCCAGGGGUCUCUGCCUAGCUCGGAGAGACGUGAGCGGCAGCGGGGCAGGGCUGACCUGCCCUGGGAGCCUGGCGUCCAGGCGCCAGUAACAUUCGAAGAGGUGGCCGUGUAUUUCACCGAGGAGGAGUGGCGUCUUCUGGAUGAAGGGCAGAGGCGGCUCUACAGGGAUGUCAUGCUGGAGAACUACACCAACGUCAGCUUCCUGGGGUUCCCGGUCCCCAAACUGGCCGUGAUCGCCCGGAUGGAGCGAGGGGAGGCGCCGUGCAUCCCGGAUCUCCAGGGCUCUGAGGGGAGGGAGAUCCCAGCAGGUGCCAGGACGGCGAGUGAGAAUCCUCGGCAGAGAGUGGAUCUGCGCGGCACAUUCCCCUGGACAUCCCAAGAGGACAUAUCCCAGAAUCCUUCGGGAACAGAUCAGUGCAGGGUGUUCCCACAGAGAUCCCAAGAGGACGUAUCCCAAAAUCCUUUAGGAGCGGAUCUGCACGGGCCGUUUUCAGGGCGAUCCAAAGAGGACAUAUCCCAGCAUCCCUUGAGAGGGGAUCCACACAGGCCGUCCUCUACCCUGCAGCCCAGAGGGGCCCGUCCAGGGGCAGGAGCGGGGGGCCGGCUGGGGCUGCCCGGGGCCUCCCGACGCGGGGAGCGGCCCACCAUCUGCGGCGAGUGUGGGAAGGGCUUCCUGCAAAACUCAGACCUGGUGAAGCACCUUCGCACGCACACGGGCGAGCGGCCCUACAAGUGCGCCCAGUGCGGGAAAAGCUUCACCCAGAGCUCGGCCCUGACCCAGCAUCACCGCACCCACACGGGCGAGCGCCCCUACCCCUGCCCCCAGUGCGGGAAGUGCUUCACCGAGAGCUCCACCCUGGCCCAGCACCGGCGCGUCCACACCGGCGAACGGCCCUACCGCUGCCACCAAUGCGGCAAGGCCUUCAGCCUCAGCUCCACCCUGAAGAAGCACCAGCGCACCCACACCGGCGAGCGGCCCUACAUGUGCGAGGCAUGCGGGAAGAGCUUCGGGGAGAGCUCCCACCUGGCCAACCACCAGCGCGUCCACACCGGGGAGCGGCCCUACCGGUGCAAGGAGUGCGGCCGGGGCUUCAACCACACCUCCACCCUCUUCAAGCACCAGCGCACCCACACCGGCGAGCGGCCCUACCGCUGCGGGGACUGCGGCAAGGCCUUCAGCUGGACCACGGCCCUCAAGCAGCACCAGCGGAUCCACACGGGCGCCAAGCCGUACCAGUGCGGGGAGUGCGGCAAGACCUUCAGCUGGAGCUCCACCCUCAACCAGCACCGGCAGGUGCACUCUGGGGAAAAGCCCCAUGUCUGCCCCGAGUGCGGCCGCGCCUUCGCCCGCAGCUCCCACCUGGCGCAGCACCGGCUGGUGCACUCCGGGGAGAAGCCAUUCAAAUGCGGGCAGUGCCAGCGGAGCUUCAUCCAGAAUGCCCACCUGGUGUCCCACCGCCGGCUGCACGCUGCCCCCAAACCUUACAAGUGCUCGGUGUGCGAUAAAAGCUUUGGGCAGAGCUCCCACCUCAUCCAACACCAAGUGUCGCAUACGGGCGAAAAGCCUUAUAAAUGUCCCGAGUGUGGCAAAGGCUUCACCUGGAGCUCAGCGCUGGCCCAGCACCGGCGCAUCCACCGCGGCGAGAGACCUUUCGUCUGCCCGGACUGCGGCAAAAGCUUCAGCCAGAGCUCCAACCUGAGCACCCACCGGCGCACCCACACGGGCGAGAAGCCGUUCGUCUGCCCGGACUGCGGGCGCGGCUUCAGCCAGAACUCCAACCUGGCAGCCCACCGGCGCACCCACACCGGCGAGCGCCACUACCGCUGCUACGACUGCGGGCGGGGCUUCCUGGAGCGGGCGGCGCUGGCCGAGCAUCAGCAGGGCCAUGUCGGGCAUCGGCCCUAUACCUGCGGGCAGUGCGGCAAAGCCUUUGGGCAGAGCGCCAAGCUGGCCCAGCACCAGCGCAUCCACACCGGCGAGCGUCCCUUCCGGUGCGAGGAGUGCGGCAAAGGCUUCAAUGAUGGCUCUUACUUAGUCAAGCACCGGCGAGUCCACACCGGCGAAAAGCGCUACCGCUGCCCAGUGUGCGGCAAAACCUUCAGCCAGACCUCUAACCUCAUCACCCACCAGACCACCCAUACCGGAGAAAAGCCUUUCCGGUGUGCGGACUGCGGGCGUAGCUUCAUCCGCCGGGCUCACCUGGCUGCCCACCGGCGCACUCACACCGGCGAGCGGCCGUACCAGUGCACCCAGUGCGGGAGGUGCUUCUCCCAGCGCUCCACCUAUGCCCAGCACCGCCGCACCCACACCGGCGAGCGGCCUUACCGCUGCCCCGACUGCGGCCGGGGAUUCAGCCAGAACUCCAACCUGGCGGCUCACCGGCGCAUCCACACCGGCGAACGGCCCUACCAGUGUGGCCAGUGUGGCCGGCGCUUUGUCCAGAGCUCUGCCUUUACCCAGCACCAGAAGACCCACAAGAAGGGCGGCUGGGCGGGGGCAGGGGGGGGCCCAUCCCCAGCACCGAAAUCCCCCUCCAAAGUGGGGGGGGAGGGGAUUGCAAAGGGAGCCGGGGUGCCGGGGGCUGCGAUGGAGGAGUGGGCUCUGCUGGAUGAGAGGCAGAGGGAGCUCUACCGGGACGUCAUGCAGGAGAACUAUGGGGAUGCCAUUUCACUGGGAUUUCCCGUCCCCAAACCGGCUGUGAUCUCCUGGAUGGAGCGGGAGGAAGAGCCGUGCGUCCCGGAUCUCCAGGGCUCUGAGGAACAGGAGGUUCCAGCAGGUGACGGGACUGCAAGCGACAACGAGGAAGAGGAGGCGGCAGAGCCUCCCCGGCAGCAGGAGGAGCCGCCGGGGCUGGAUGCCCCCAACCGCCCCGACUGGGCCGAAGCCUGCGAGAGCUUGUGCCGGCCCCGGCAGCGGGGGGGCCGCUGGGGCCCGUACGCCCGGCGGCGACGGGUCAGCACCGCCCCCCGGGCCGAACCUCGCUUCUUCGACUGCCCCGACUGCGGGAAACGCUUCACGCUCAGCUCCCACCUCAUCCGGCACCAGCGGGUGCACACCGGCGAGCGCCCCUUCGCCUGUGGGGUGUGCGGGAAGAGCUUCUCGCAGCGCUCGGACCUGGGCCGCCACCAGCGCACCCACACGGGCGAGAAGCUCUACCGCUGUACCCAGUGCCAGAAGAGCUUCAGCGAGAGCUCCCACCUCAUCCGCCACCAGAUCAUCCACUCCGGCGAGAAGCCCUUCAAGUGCAACGUCUGCGGCAAGAGCUAUGGGGACAGCUCCUACUUGGCCGUCCACCAGCGGGCCCACACCGGCGCCCGCCCCUACCGCUGCCCCCUCUGCGGCAAAAGCUUCGGACGCAGCUCCACCCUCAUCCGCCACCAGCGCGUCCACGCGGGCGACGGGACGCCGGCGGAGGGCCAGCCUGCCCUGCCCGUGCCCCCGCCAGCCCCCCGGCCCAAUGCCCGCCAUCUCCGGAUAGUGGGGUGGCAGUGGGGGGUGGAGUGA
Messenger RNA from Malaclemys terrapin pileata, 3718 nucleotides. Its product is annotated as zinc finger protein 420-like. The transcript has 11 exons. The coding region runs from base 110 to 3718 and encodes 1202 amino acids. NCBI's taxonomy places the organism in Eukaryota, Metazoa, Chordata, Testudines, Emydidae. Gene Ontology annotation, cellular component: nucleus. The record is from RefSeq and is a predicted model, not a curated record. Gene Ontology annotation, molecular function: RNA polymerase II transcription regulatory region sequence-specific DNA binding; DNA-binding transcription factor activity, RNA polymerase II-specific. Gene Ontology annotation, biological process: regulation of transcription by RNA polymerase II.